GUAAAUCUUUUUUUUUUCUUCGAGAUAAUUAUACAUAUAUAUAUAUUUUUACUUCUACUACGCAUAUAUGUUAUCUACACUUGUUCGACUUCACAAAGCACCUGCCGUUCCCAAGUUUUUUCAAGAAGGACUUACGCUAGACCAUUUUAUAUUGCGUGGACAAGUUAUUUCUUUGUACAGAAGCAUUGUUCGCUGUACAAAGGGCAUGGACAAACGAGAUGCUAAGGAACUGAUCCAGUUUGCUCGAGCUGAUUUUGAGCGUCAUAGAAAAGAAACAAAUAUUGAUAAUAUUCGUUCAUUGAUAUCCGUAGGCAAAUAUCAAAUGCAUUCCUUACAAAGCUCAGUGUCAUUAGCGCAUACAGGACGCCAUUAAAGAUUUAUUUAAUAAACCACAAUAGACCAACCACAUUGAAUGACAGACACAUUGGGAUUCUUGAUUGUGAUUGUUUGACCAUCGAACGUAUAGUCUGCUUCAACAGAUGUACCUUGUUGAACAACCUUGACACCGGCAGGUUUCUUGGAGCCCAAGAUAUGGAUACGCUCCACACG
Messenger RNA from Gilbertella persicaria, 549 nucleotides. RefSeq lists its product as uncharacterized. Gene Ontology annotation, cellular component: mitochondrion. The record is from RefSeq and is a predicted model, not a curated record. Lineage: Eukaryota; Fungi; Mucoromycota; Mucoromycetes; Mucorales; Choanephoraceae. The transcript is spliced from 3 exons. Bases 68 to 373 code for a protein of 101 amino acids.